CGCAAAAUCGAACAUGGGAUCAGUUACUCGAACGGAUAAAGAUAGCACUGCGUCAGCCUAGCUCCGUAUUCUAAAUCCACCGUCACCCAUGCCAAGUAAAGCAACAAAAUGUACCAAAGAGUACAUACCUCGGUGAGGUUACGGUUGUCGGUCGGUCAGCUCCAUUACGCGCGUGACGUUAGACUGUAAGAAGCCGAGGUGACGCUCACAGGCCUAGGUAUCGGUGGGCGAUCACAACGGGGAGCUCUGAUAUUGACGUGAUGGAGGAUGGAGCUUCACAAGCUUUUUCACAAGCUCGGGAAGUGAUUUCGGUAUGCCUGUUUGAGGACAAAGCAUAAAAGAUUAGAUUGUCGCAAUCCAAGGAAGAGAUAACCGUAGUUAUUGAAAUUCGGCAGCGAGCAUAAUUUAAAGGCCCGAUCACAACUUUCUACAACUGACGAUUUCAUUGUCAACUGUUUCACGAUCUCUGUGCAAGUUCGACAUCUGUACUGUCGCAAAUUCAAUCCAAUCGCAGAUUCGUACUGCGUCUCAAUUUGAACCGCACAAGCUUUCGAGUCCGACCGUCACAAAACACUAUUCCUCGACUGUUAUCACCGUCUGCUGAGGCAUCGAAUACAAAGCCUAUUUAUAUACGAAACAGCUUCAAACAGACCAGCUACACGUUGGGAUCAUCUGAGAAAAGGACGACGGAACUCCAGGAACCACAAAGGUACAACAGCUUCAAGGGUACCUUUUUUGUUUUCCCCAAAGACGCACACUCCUACAGGGGCCUCUCACCUCAGUUCACCUGGGCUCAGGCUCUGUCGCAUUCACCCGCAAGUCCAGUUCACCGACCUCAACUUUAAGAGACACACCCCCCUGGUUCCACCCAGACCACCGGACACGGCGCCGCAGGACCCCAAAGGCCCCCCUCUUCCUCACUUCCUUACCCCCCUAAAUCGAAAAUCCUCAGGGCCGCAGCCCACUAUGACACCGUCACUGAGUACACCCCGUCAGACUCAGUCUGGCAGCAACACCUCAAGCUCAAGCUCGACUGAUAAUAAAACGGCACCGACCUCUUCUUCGUCUUCCUCCAUCUCUCGUCUCAACUCCAUCGUUCGUCACAUCUCGCCCAAAAUGGUUUCUACUACAAAUUUUCCUGCCGAAGUCGUGCCCCAGGCUCCUGAAGACCCUCUCUUUGGUCUUGCACGAGCUUACAAGGCCGACAACAGCCCCAACAAGAUCGAUCUUGGUAUCGGUGCUUACAGAGACGAGAAGGCAAAGCCCUGGGUGUUGCCAGUCGUUAAGAAGGCUGAUGAGAUCCUCCGAAACGACCCUGAGCUCAACCACGAGUAUGCCCCGAUCGCGGGUAUUGCCAGCUUCACAUCCAAGGCCGCCGAGCUGGUCUUUGGCGCUGACUCUGCCGCCAUCUCAGAGAAGCGCUCGACGACAUUGCAGACAAUCUCUGGUACCGGUGCCGUGCACUUGGGCGCUCUCUUCCUAGCCAGGUUCUACAAGGGCAACCACACUGUCUACCUGUCAAAUCCCACCUGGGCGAAUCACCACCAGAUCUUCAAGAACGUCGGACACUCAAUUAAUACCUACCCUUACUUCCACAAGGAGACCAAGGGUCUUGAUUUCGAGGGCUUCAAGCAGACUCUCAAGUCUGCUCCUGAGGGAUCUGUCUUCGUUCUUCACGCUUGCGCACACAACCCCACUGGCGUUGACCCUACUCAAGAGCAAUGGACUGAGAUUGCUGCUCUCAUGAAGGAGCGAAACCACUUCCCCUUCUUCGAUACUGCUUACCAAGGUUUUGCCUCUGGUGAUCUCGUCCGCGAUGCCUGGGCUAUCCGAUACUUUGUCGAGCAGGGCUUCGAGCUUGUUGUUGCCCAGAGUUUCGCCAAGAACUUUGGUCUCUACGGCGAGCGUGCCGGCUGCUUCCACGCCGUUACCGCCCCCGCCGGUGAUGCCUCAAACACUAUCACCCGUAUCGGCUCCCAAUUAGCUAUUCUCCAGCGCUCCGAGAUUUCCAACCCUCCCCUGUACGGUGCUCGCAUCGUAAGCACUGUUCUUAACGAUCGUGACCUCUUCGCCGAGUGGGAAGAGAACCUGCGCACAAUGUCAGGCCGCAUCAUCAGCAUGCGCGAUACUCUACGAGCCAAGCUUGAGGAGCUCCAGACCCCUGGUACCUGGAACCACAUCACAGAUCAGAUCGGCAUGUUCAGUUUCACUGGUCUUAGCGAGUCACAAGUGAUGAAGCUCCGAGAAGAAUUCCACAUCUACAUGACCAAGAAUGGUCGUAUCAGCAUGGCUGGCCUCAACGACAACAAUGUCGACUACUUUGCCAAGGCUGUUGACAAGGUAGUAAGAGAGUCUGCUUAGAUCUGUAUAGAUUGUGGUAGAAGUUGAGUGUUUGAGACGGUGUAUGAAACUCAUGGGACGUGGUCGAAUACAAGACCCUGGAAGAAACUCGGCGUUGGGAUUACAGCUUUACCAUUAUUAUCGCACCUAUCAUGAAGGGGACUCUGCGAAAAGCACUGGACUAUCCUUGUUUAUGCAUGCUGUUGAUAGCUUUUAAUAUACCUUGACUGCAAGCCAAUGCAUCUGCAUACUCAAC
Messenger RNA from Fusarium verticillioides 7600, 2596 nucleotides. RefSeq names its product aspartate aminotransferase. Lineage: Eukaryota; Fungi; Ascomycota; Sordariomycetes; Hypocreales; Nectriaceae. The transcript is spliced from 4 exons. Bases 967 to 2361 code for a protein of 464 amino acids. Gene Ontology annotation, cellular component: cytosol. Gene Ontology annotation, biological process: L-aspartate biosynthetic process. Gene Ontology annotation, molecular function: L-aspartate:2-oxoglutarate transaminase activity; pyridoxal phosphate binding. The record is from RefSeq and is a predicted model, not a curated record.